Sardina pilchardus (European sardine) is the source of this 4264-nucleotide messenger RNA. RefSeq lists its product as uncharacterized. Lineage: Eukaryota; Metazoa; Chordata; Actinopteri; Clupeiformes; Clupeidae. The record is from RefSeq and is a predicted model, not a curated record. The coding region runs from base 221 to 3742 and encodes 1173 amino acids. The transcript has 9 exons.
CAAGAAGAUGCUCUGCAUCUCCUUACCUUUAAAGGAUACAAAGCGUCUGUAAUUUACGUGUUAAAAUAUUUGAUUUCACCUCAAGGAGUUGUUGUUUUAAUAAUCUAGCUCAUUAGUGGUGCUUCUUUGCUCAAACAAACAACUCUGCUUCAUUGCCCGGAAUAAUUCUAAUUCUACAUGGGAUGGAAAUACCUGGGAUGUGAAAUCAAGGACCGCUAAGAUGAUGCGGUUUAUACUGGAUUGCCUUAGGCCGACACGGCAAAGGGCUGGCGAAAGGGACAUUUCCCUGGAAAAGGUGGACAAGGAAAAUGAUGGCACUUCCAAUCAACAAAGCAAUGAAAUUCAGGAGCUUCACGAGGAAGUGGUGUGCGAGGAGCUUGGCUUGAAGGAGGAGCAGGAGCUGCGCCAUGACUCUCAAGAGGACGUGGAGAAGCUGGCGAAGCAGAGGACCGAGCUGAAGAAGCAGAUCGAGCUGAUCCAACAGCAGCGCAAAGAAGAGAGACAGUUGCUGCUUUCCUUACAGGAGGAGCAGGAGGAGCUGGAGCAGAGCGUGCACGAGUACGAGGAGGAGCUGACCCGCGCCCAGGAGGAGCUCCAGCGCCUGCAGGAGGACAUCACGCUGGCGGAGCGCAAGGUGGAGGGCGCCAGGGUCCGCAUCAGCCCUCUGCAGAACUCCAUCAGCCAAUCGUAUGCCGAGAUUUCACGGGUUGGUGUGUCUUUGGCUCAACAAAGACUUGGUGAGCUCAUCGCCGAGCUAAUUGCCGUUGAGGGACCCGUUGCCAUAGGCGUCAGCCACCAGCAGGGAGGAGACGAGAGCCACACGGAGGACGGGACCGAGGAGGGGAGCCAGGGGGACGAGGGGGAGCUGAGCGAACAGGACCUGGCAGACGACGACGACGAGGAGCUGUGCGGAGAGAGCGCCAGGGAGGACGAGCCAGACAGGCCCAAUCCCGCAGACAACCUGAAAAGCAGCGGAUCCUCUUCAUUCACUGAAAUCACACUCACUGAGGUGAAAGAGGAGGAAGGGUCAUCACCCAGGUCCAUCACACCACAGAUUGACUCUCCUGACUUGGAGGACGAUGAGGAAGAGGCAUCAACCGUCCAGUCCCUUAUGACCCAGACUAGCAGUCGCACCACACUUGGGCAGUUUGACUUUUAUCAUCCAGACCCCUUCACUGACAAUGACAUGUUCAGAGAUGACUUGUUUCCAAAAGUGGAGGUUGCUGAUUCCACUGAUGGAUUUUUCAGUGAUCCUUUCAAAGGCACUGAUCCAUUUGCAUCGGAUAAUCUCUUCAACCAGUUUGAAGGAGAGGAACAGUACCCACCCGAUGACCAUCUUGACCAACAUGAAUCUGAGCCUGAGCCCGAAUUUUGUGUGCCUGAAAGUACUAACAAUAUGGACGAUAAAGAGUGUUCUGUUGCUGAAUCUUGUUCCUCCAAUGAAAUAGAGCACAUUGGAGAUAGGUAUGCUGGAGACCAAUUUGACAGCACUGCUGCAAACCCCGAUUCUAAUGCUCUUGAAACCAGGGGAGAAUGUGAUGGCUUUGAAAUUAGCAUGUCCAUCUGCUCUGAAUCUAGUCACACAAAUUAUUCCCCUGGUGAUCUAGCUGAUCAGAACGCUUAUUUAACACAUCAUGAGUCACGUUUCACUGAGAACCCUGGCCCCAUUGAGCUUAGGGAUCCUCACCCUUUAAGUGUCGCUCUCUCUAGCGAACAAGAAUGGAAGUCAGAGGGUCUUGAGUUUAACAACUCCUGCCCUCUGAGCAUUGAUGGUGAUGAUGAGGGACAGAACGGCCCCAUGGAGGAUGUCCUCGCACACCCACAGGGCAUUGAAGUCCAUCGAUGUGACCCCGAUGGCUCUGAGCGCAGUGGCUCUCCACUGAUGGACAUGGGGGUGAACAGCCUAGCAGAGUCCAAGGUUCAGGUUCGUAGACACUUUAGCUGUGAAGCAAGUAUGGCACUAUGCAUUGAGGCCUCAGAGGUUACAUUGGGCUGUUCUGAGCCCUUUUGCUAUGAAAAUGACAUAAAUGGGUAUCAGUUUGAAGACUCUGAUGUCUGUGAUGAAAACAAUUUGAAUGUAGAAUCCAGUCAGAGGAUCAGGGGUUCAUCUGUUGCUCUGAAAUUUAGCGAUCAAGAAGGUACUUCUCGUAACCUCAAUAACACCACAAACUGUGAUGGUUGUGUCUUUGAACUUUGCCAUCACUACCCCUCUGCUGCAGAUCCUGACACAUUGAGAGCUAACAGGGAGGGCUCAAGAUUCAGCGACUGUGCCUCUAUAAAUUCUCCAGCAGAUAACAGCUCUGGCGAUUAUGAAUUUGUGGAACAUAGUCCCCUCAGUCCUCAACUCAAUAAUGCCAAAGAUGAUGACAUGGAUGGAACUGGAAUGAAUCAGAAUACUCAUGAUAGUCCCGACCACAUCGGUUCAAGCAAGCAGGAAGUCAGUGAAACUCAGUAUCGCUAUCCUGACCCAUUUAGUCCAGAGCAAAAUGAGGCUGUCCACUUUAACUUCGGUGGGUUGGAUGAUGUGGAAUGCAAUAUUUUAGUUCCCAUUGAGAGCUUUGAAUUAAAGGCAGGUGAUCCUUUUAGUCCAGAUGCAGCUGACCCGAUAAGUAUGAAUGCUAACUGUCAGCAGGUGAUAAAUCUAGACCCAUGUAAUCUUGGUCUUUACAAUAUUUCCAGGUGUGAUCCAGUGGGUUCAAAACACACAGAUUAUGAAUCGUUUAGCUCAGAACCCAAUGACAGAGCUAGUUGUGACUCCAGUGGUGGUGAGCUAUGGGACACAAAGGUCUCCAGUUCCCUGGGCAGUGAUGAUUUUUCCAGUUCUUCAGCUCAAAAGAAUUCUCACAUUUCAGACAUCAGUACUGCAACACACUGUGACAACUUUAACAGUAAAUCUGAGGACUUUGUCUCCCUCAACUCCAACUCUAAAGACAAGCUAUUGAUUAACUCAGAACCAUCUGAAUUUAGGGGUUUGAACUCUCUCAGUCCAGAACCUAAGACUGAUUCUGGGGGCUGCCAUCUGACAGAGUAUGAUAGUGGGUGUUAUGAAACCAGCAAGACAGAAAACUGUGACUUGCGGCCACCAGAACUAAUCCAGUUUGAUCCCUUCAGCCCUGAGCCUAGUGAUGCAGAGAUGUGCGAUGUAGGGAGCGAAAGCAACCAUUGUUCUCAAUCGGCAUUCUUUGAAACUGCAUCUAAUGGCCCAUGCCAGUUCUCUUCCUGGGGCUUGGAGCCCAGCAUGUUCUCCACCAGUGACGGCAGCCAUAGUUUUGAACAGGUAGAAAGAUGUGAAUACACACCCACUGGAACUAGUUCUGAUGACUCUGUGCGAGGUCACCCUUUUGAUUCAGAGUCCAGUGAGACUACUGGUUGGAGCCUCUCAGAGUAUGAAACGAGUAGGCUAAAUGAUCAGAACCCAGAGGACACUAGAGAGAGAAUAACCACCUGCUCUGACUUGUCAGAGCACGAUGGCUGCUGUUCAGAGCUGAACAAAGUGGCACGUUCAAGUCGCCAUAGUUCUGUGCCUGACAGCAUUGCGGAAAUGUUGUUUGGACCCGAGCCGACCGCAGCCAGGUUUUAUCCCUGGGAUUUUGAAAACAGCAACACAAUUGUAUGUGACAACCAUAGUCCAGAAGAAAGUCCUGACACCAUCAAAUGUGAGUUCGGAUUACAUUCAGGUUAUGACAUCAAUGGCAGUGUUGCAGUUAACUCUGGAGCCACUGAAAUUCCCAACCUAAGAUAAGUGAAUUGUGGGCCUGUUGAUCUCGAAGUGAUUAUGCUGGAUGUUAAAUGCUGAAACUCAUGUUUGACUGGAAGAUAAUGAAACAGACAGCACUUAGCCUAUACAAACCUUUGAAUGAUUAACACUAUUAAACUUUAAAUGGAAUAGUUAAUAAUAUUGUGAAAAGAACAGUGUCGUGCAUUCCAUUGGAGCAGCAAUAGAUUUCAUAGCCGUAGCUGUGAUUGUUUUUCCUUAUAUCUGCUUAAUUCUUGAUUUGGCCUAAACUAUUGUCUAGUGGAAUUAAGGGAACGAAUUAUGUGCCACCAUGCCUGUGUAAUUGUUUUGCUCUUUCUGUCCACAGUAGCCACUCUGUUAAUAAUGUAAAUUUUGUUUAAUUGUACAUAGCCCACUCCACACAUUAAUGUACGGAUUGGUAAUUAAAUGUAAGUAAGUAGUAAAUAAUAAUAAUGAUAACAAUAAUAUAAUAAUAAUAAUAAUAGUUUUUACCAUCGAGAUUAAGUUGGUUGUAAACAAAAUAAAUUG